UAAUUAUUUUGGAGAACACUCGAAUGGAGAAGUGAGAGGAAACGAAAGUGAACGAAACGAAGAAGCUUUAUACUAUCUGCACUCGGUGGAAAUUGAUUUCUUGCACAGAUUAUUAAUUUAACGAGUUGUUAAUGAGCGUUGACUGUAUAGAACAACUGUAAUUUCCAUCGACAUCAUUUUCGUAUCAGAAUAUUAAUUAACUUGCAUUUAGGCUUUUAUCGCCUUAUCUUUUGUGGGUAUUGCUUAUCUGCGAGUAUGUAUUUAGUUGAUAACGAUUUAAAAAUGUUCAUCGGUUAGCUUAGGUUACAUGCUAUCGAAAAACAAAAGAGAAAUUUAAAUGAUUUUAACACCGACAGUGUCGCGUAUUCGUGACUACGUGAAACUUUCUACGCCAGUAUCCCUAGUUUAUUUGCAUUCAAUGUAUCGCCUAGUAAUUUCAAUUUGCGAACUAAUGACUUUGUGACAUACAUAUUGAGCGGUUUCUUUUUAAUAUAAAAAAAUUCCAUAAAACAUUCAGCCGUAAAAGCACGAAGUCUAUUCAAACCGUAAGAACAGCGGUUUCUCGAAUGUCGCAUAGAAUAGGAAAAUCGUUUCCGGGUUGGCUAUUGCAUAGAGUUCGAUUUAGUCGGUGACGUUGAAUCAUUGACAAACUAUUCGAGUUGGCUGACGAAUGCGAGCGAGCGCGCGUGUUUAAAAACGGAAAGCGAAGAGCAUUUCUUUUUUAAUGAAGGAGGAGCGGCUUCCGUAGGAGCGCGAAACGUUCUCAAUGAAAACGAUUUCGUAGGAAAUUACCAGCAACUUCGUGGCCACUUGAAACGCGAUUUAAUCGAUGCAAUUAAUCAGCUUGCUGGUAAUUUCCUUUGUAAUUAGAGACCUGCUAUCGCUGUUAUUUGUAAAAUGAAUCGAUAUUACACCUGGCAAAUUUUCAUAUUCAACAUUCAUGGCGGACCUGUAGAAAAUAUUGCAAUUCAUGUUUGACGCGCAAAGAUACACGCUGCGAGUAAUCUAAAAAUAAACUUUCAUUUUUAUAACACGUAGAAACUGAUGUUCUGAUGUAGAGACUGAUUUUGUAAGAUUCGUGCGUAGAUCUUUAGCGAUCUACUCGUUUAUAAUACAUUAUUGUUAAAUAUUUCGAAGUUGUAAAAUUUGCAAGUUUUAUGUUACCAUAAUUGUAAACUCGCAGAGUCUAAAAAUUCCGAAAUUGCAGUUCAAAAGUUUAUACGUUCUCAAAGCUACAAAAUUCAGAAUUGUUAAAGCCUCGAAGUUUGAAGAAUCCAAAAGCACCCGACAUCUGCAUUUAGCGCAACAUGCUUUGCCACGCCGAAUUUCAUAUUCAUCCAGUUAACUUUUCGCCGAGAGAAUAAACGGCUCGGUAUUUGCGACACGAGGGCAUCUGAAAGGCUUUCGGGUCAAAGCGAUUCGCAUAUAUCGGACGGAUAUUUCAGAAGCAUGCUGUUCUAAAUAAAGACACGCGACACGACCGUGAGGUUUCCUCGUUUUGAGCGGAAAGGUUAAGGGAAGCGAUGCUGAAAAUCGCGGCCGUUUAUCCGCCACUGUAUUUCGGUUGAGGUCAAAGUUGCGGAAUGGGUGAAAAAAGGAAGAAGGGUUGGUCAUCGGGGCGAGGCUAUCUUUAGCUCUGUUCUUUGCUUCACAAUAGCCGGCGAGUUUAGCUGGGACUGGCGUGGUUCGAUAGCCAAGCACGAGUCAGUGGUCACGCAUCAGGAACCUGCUUGAUCGUCGAGAUGUAGAUGACAUAGGAUGAUAGAAAAUGGCUGCUAUUUUUGGCCCUGGCUAGAAAAGAGAAAUUCUUACAACACAUUAGCAACAUACAGUUCCAACUUGUUCGUGUUAUUCAAGCGCCACUAUGACAAAUACGUCGCCCUGGCCGCCAAGUACGAGGAAGCAAAGGGUGUCGCAUACUACCUGGAAGAACGUUAUCACGAGGUUAAGGCCGAGAGAGACAAAUUGGAGGAAGCUCGGCGGAACCUGGAGAAACGAUUGGAAGGAUGCGAGGCAGAGCUCCGUGGCAAGGAAGACGAAUUGUUUCUUCAGCUAGAGCGAAGCCUUCGCCUGGAAGAAGAAGUGGAAAGGGCGAAGAACGAACGGGACAGCUGCAUAGCUGCCCGUGAUCGUUUGGACAGGCAACGAGAGGUGGCUUUGCGACGUCUGCAAAUGCAACUGGCGCAAAACGAGAUUACAAGGCAAACGCUUGAACGAGCACGGCAGGAUGUCGUCAGGCAGGCUACUGUUAUACGUGCCGAACGCGAUGCUCUUGAGAAAGAGAACGAAGUUCUGAAGGAGAAACUUCGCGUGGAACAAGGAGAAUUGGGAGAAGAAAGACGUAGACGCGAAGAAGGCGUAGCAGCAUUGACUCGAGAAACCAUUACGUUGAGACACGCUGCGAGACAUCUUCGUGCGGCGACUCUUCACGCCACAGCUUGCCGCCGUCGUCGACGGUGUUCCGUUUGUCUCUAUGCGAGACGUACUUUUGCCGAGAUCGAUGACUAUCGCGACGACGGAAAUCUUUUCAAGUGCCUUCAAGCGCCGCUGCAGGACCUACGCACGUGGUUACGCCCAAGCGCAACGUCGACAACACCAACAUCGCGUGGACAAAGAACCAAUUCACCGUUGGCCGAUCGAGAAAUAAGUUUCAUCGACGAUUCCAGCGUCGAUAGCAGCGCUGGUGGAAGUAACGUGAGCAACAGUAGCACCAGCAGCAACAGUGCUUCGGACGAUGAGGCAUAUCCAAGCACUCCGGUGGCUGAAAUCUCGCUUUCUUCGGCCAAUUCAAGCGCUCCACCAACAGCUAGAGCCUUCUCUUCAGAUUCAGGGUUUUCGUCAGAGAUCGGAGAUCGAAGAUCACGAUGCUAUGAAAAUGGGGGUAGUAGCACCAGUAGCAGCAGCGGAAAGAGCAGAAAAAUCAGCGAGUCGCUAAGCUGCAGCGAGCCAGACGAACAAAGCACGGGAGGAUUCAGUCGGUCAAGAUGGACCUCGUCGUUUCGCAAGUUGCUUGGUCGAAAACCGAAGACCAAAUCAACACCGGACCGUACCUCGCGAAGAAACGAAGACUGAGAAGUAAAAGAGCAUAAUAUCAAGGAGAGGCAUCGUGCACGAAACACGUAGUGCGAAAUCACCGUGAAAAUUAGUGCUCCCGCCCUUUUUCGGCUGCAUAGAUGAUCUAUCGAAAUCCUUUGCUCGGUCGAUAAAACAUUCCAAAGGAAUUCCUUCAGAGAUAGAAAUCAAUUCGAUACACGUUAUAACUGCCAAUACGUUGAUAGAAGAAUUUUCUCCUAUUUAAUAACAUCGAAUUUAAAAAACGCGUUAUGAACCGUGAGUUUUAAAACUAUAAAGAGAAAGAUUGAACCUCAGAAAUCUAUUUGUAGUUCAUUUUACCCGUGUUUCGUAGCUAUUGAUCCCUGAUUUUUCGAUCGUCAAGAUUCGUAAUACUAUAUAAAUAGGAAUUGAAGUUUACACGUUUACUACGAACGAUCGAUCGAGUUACAAUUAGUUUUUAAAAAAAGCGUAUUAAUAAAUAUUGGGAGUUGAAUGGUAAAUCUUUAAACGACUUGUUUCCAAUUGGAUAAGAAAACCACCGUUAUCGUUUACGACGUGUUUCUGUUGUCAUUUAUACUGUUGUUGUUAGGAUGAGUAUUGUCUUAUUCAGAGCCGACGCGAGAAUAAUUCAGAGAAAAGUUUAUCGUAAAUAUUGCAAGUGUCUGUAUUGUAACAUAUCUGUAUGGGUAUCAAACUUGGAGUGUUCUAAGUCUGAGAUGUUCGAGCUUGAAAUGUUCCGUGUUUUAAUAUUUAAGUGUUUCCAAUAUGAAACACUCGUGUAAGUACGUUUCUUUGAUUCCACAAAUUUUCCCGCCGGCUCUGGUCUUAUUAGUAGGGAUGCGUGCGUAGUGUAAUAUGUCGAGCACUCGAGGUUCGGAUUGAUUUCGAAAAAUAUUGUCCGGAAUCGAUUUUCGACUAUAGGAUCCCAAAACUUACUAAAGAUACUUUUGAAUUUCUCGACCAAUUCUAUUCGAGCUUUGUGGCCCGAUCCGAACCAUGAAUCUCGUAUACUCGUACAUCCCUGCUUAUUAGCCAAAGAACGUAGUGCUCUGUAUAUAGAUGCAAACACUUCAAUCGAUCGAUCGCUGUUUAUUGACUUAUUAGAUAGAUCGUAGGAUUACAAAUGUUGAAAACUACGACCCAUUUUAGUGCCCAUUGAAAUUUUGAACGUUAUUUGUAGCGACACAUCGUUCGUAAUGUUAAAAUUGUAUCUUCUGUUUUAUGUGUAUACUGCAGUAUACACAUACGUCGAAAUUAAAUAGACAACGUUAACUCGAAUAACGAGUUUCUCUUAAAAGUUAUCGUGUAACGUAUACGUAAUUGAAAGAAGAACGGAAACGAUUUAAUUUAAUCACAUUAGAACUGGAGUAUAUAAACGAAGAUAAUGAUUUAUUUCACUUGUAAUGAACUCUUGAAUACGUCUGUUUAUAAAGAUGAUAUCAUUGAAGGUUGAUUCAUCAGAAACUUGAUAACUUUCGUUCAAGAUAACAAUAAUUUUAUAUUAUUCAUAGAAAUUUUAUUUUAUGAUCGUUUUAGUUACUAGAUAAAUACACUUUCGAUCAUUAUUUUUGCUGGGUUCCUUUAUCAAUUAUCCUCGUAAAAGUUAUCAUGAAUCUUGUAUAUAUUUUUUAUAUUCUAUUUAUGAUUUACGAUUAUUAGUUUUUACGAAUGUACAAGACAAAUUUUGAAGACGACUACCUGAAUACGUAUGUGUUAAGUUAAUGCACAAAUCAUGGAACUUCUUGAUAAGCGAAGCAUGAGAUAUAAAAAUGUUGGACAAUUUGCAUCUCGUUCAUUGAAGUUAAUAUCGAAAUUUACCAUAGAAGUUCUUGAAAUUUUUGCAUUAAUCGACCAACUAAAUGAUUUGGAUCGCGUUUCAAUUGUAAUGAACAACAAACGACGUUGUUAAUCAAAUUUGUUAACCAAAAACAAAAGAAACGGCCAUACAUUAAAUAAACUGAACCGAAUUUGAAUAGAAAAUGAUA
Megachile rotundata (alfalfa leafcutting bee) is the source of this 5039-nucleotide messenger RNA. RefSeq lists its product as uncharacterized. The record is from RefSeq and is a predicted model, not a curated record. NCBI's taxonomy places the organism in Eukaryota, Metazoa, Arthropoda, Insecta, Hymenoptera, Megachilidae.